Molecule: messenger RNA, 924 nt
Organism: Otolemur garnettii (small-eared galago)
Lineage: Eukaryota; Metazoa; Chordata; Mammalia; Primates; Galagidae
Gene: METTL5
Product: methyltransferase like 5
Exons: 6
Coding region: 293-853 (186 amino acids)
Biological process (GO): rRNA methylation
Molecular function (GO): rRNA (adenine-N6-)-methyltransferase activity; nucleic acid binding
Source: RefSeq, a predicted model, not a curated record
CGAGGUGCCGGGACUUGGCGUCCGGGUCCUAAGCCGCUCUAGGCACACUCCGCUACCCUCUUCUAGGGGCCUGAGGGCGGCUUGUGAUAUUCGGGGACGCGAUCGAGUCUGGCCCUUCGCGCCCUGCGUCCCAGUUUCUCAGUGGAGCGCGUCUCCUGUCCGGCUCCCGGACAUCCGCGCCGAAAAAGGGGCUGGAGAGGAAACCAGAUCCUGGUUAAAUAGAUUUCUUCGCAGAUCCUGUGCAGUUACACCUUGCGAGCUCACACGUAACAACAACCCCCCCCCCCCAAAAAUGAAGAAAUUAAGACUUAAGGAACUAGAGAGUCGCCUGCAACAAGUGGAUGGAUUCGAAAAGCCCAAGAUACUUCUAGAACAGUAUCCCACCAGGCCGCACAUUGCAGCAUGUAUGCUCUAUACAAUCCAUAACACAUACGAUGACAUUGAAAAUAAAAUGGUUGCAGAUCUGGGAUGUGGUUGUGGAGUGCUGAGCAUCGGAACUGCAAUGUUAGGAGCAGGGUUGUGUGUUGGAUUUGACAUAGAUGAAGAUGCAUUGGAAAUAUUUAACAGGAAUGUGGAGGAAUUUGAGUUAACAAAUGUUGACAUGGUUCAAUGUGAUGUGUUCUCAUUAUCUAACAGAAUGUCCAAGUCAUUUGACACAGUAAUUAUGAAUCCUCCCUUUGGGACCAAAAAUAAUAAAGGGACAGAUAUGGCUUUUCUAAAGACUGCUUUGGAAAUGGCAAGAACAGCAGUAUAUUCUUUACACAAAUCCUCAACUAGAGAAAGCUUCGAUAUGACCUGCCAGCAUCAUACAACUUUCAUAAAAAGAAAUCAGUGGACAUUGAAGUGGACCUAAUUCGAUUUUCAUUUUGAAAUCUUCCAAAAGCAAAGGCAUUUUAAAACCUAAUUAAAAUGAAUAAAAAAACU